AUAGGCUCACUAGAUCUAGUCUCUCUUCCGCUCUUCGCCUCAUCUCGCCGUUCCGCCUCCGCCACCGGCUACCGGCCACCGCCAGUCACAAGACCACCUAUCCAGUCCGGCAAUCGCAGCAGCCCUCCACAGUCGCAGCCGCGAGCAGCCCUCCACGGUUGCCGACUUGCCGUUCGCCCCUCACUUCCUCAGCACUUCAGCAUUCAUCUCGAAGUUUCAAAGCUAUGGAAACUUCAAUAGUUGCAGCAACCGAUAGCAAUCAACCUUCAGGUUCGGAUUCGAAUAGUGAAGUGAAAAAGAGGAGUUGGGAGCAGAGGGAAGCUCUACCUGAUGAACCUAAAUGUGUUAUAUGUGGUCGUUAUGGUGAAUAUAUAUGUGAUGAAACUGAAGAUGAUAUUUGUAGUCUUGAAUGUAAAACGAUUCUUUUAUCCCGGAUCGAAAAAUCUCGAAAGCCAACUCCCUGCCCGCCUCUAGUAAGAUUUCCAGCUAUUGAUGAUUGUUAUUAUGUUCGGGAUGAUGAUAAAAAAUCUGAAUCUAAAUCCCUGGCUAGUGAUCAAGCUGAGUUGUUGCGGAGAAAACUCAAUAUUGUAGUGAAGGGUGACCUUGCUUCACCUCCCAUUAUGUCGUUUGGUUCGUGUGAUAUUCCUCGAAAGCUUCUUGAUAACUUGGAAGCUGCUGGAUAUGAAAUGCCAACUCCUGUGCAAAUGCAAGCCAUCCCGGCUGCUUUAAUGGGCUGGAGCUUGCUUGUUUCGGCAGAGACUGGUUCUGGUAAAACAGGGUCAUUUUUAAUUCCUAUUGUUGCGAAUACUGUGAAAUUGAAUCUAGCUUGUUCUGAGAGGAAACAGAAACCAUUAGCAAUGGUUCUUGCACCCACUAGGGAGCUCUGCAUACAAAUAGAGGAACAUGCUAAGGUGCUAGGGAAAGGUAUGCCUUUCAAAACUGCAUUGGUUGUGGGUGGUGAUGCAAUGGCCCGACAACUCUAUCGUGUUGAACAUGGCGUUUCAUUGAUUGUUGGUACUCCUGGAAGGCUUAUUGAUCUUCUGACAAAACGUGAGAUUGAAUUAGAUAGUAUUUCAAUGUUUGUUAUUGAUGAAGUAGAUUGUAUGCUGCAAAGGGGCUUCCAUGAGCAAGUAAUGCAGAUUUUUAGGGCACUUUCUCAACCUCAGAUAUUGAUGUAUUCUGCUACUAUUUCAAGAGAGGUGGAGAAAAUGGCUAGCUCAAUGGCUAAACAUUUAACUGUUAUAUCAGUUGGGCAGCUGAACAAGCCUAAUGGAGCUGUGAAGCAGCUUGCUAUCUGGGUGGAGUCAAAACAAAAGAAGCAAAAGCUUUUUGAUAUUUUGACGACCAAGCGGCACUAUAAGCCACCAGUUAUAGUAUUUGUGGGUUCUAGACUUGGGGCAGAUCUCCUUUCUGAGGCAAUAACAAUUAGUACUGGACUGAAAGCUGUUUCAAUUCAUGGUGAGAAAUCCAUGAAGGACAGGAGAGAAAUUCUAAGGUCAUUUUUGGUUGGAGAUGUGCCUGUGAUCGUUGCCACUGGAGUGUUGGGUCGAGGAGUUGAUCUCUUGAGUGUAAAACAAGUAAUAGUGUUUGACAUGCCAAAUUCCAUUAAAGAGUAUGUCCAUCAUAUUGGAAGAGCAUCUAGAAUGGGAGAGGAAGGCACAUCAAUUGUAUUCAUAAACGAGGAAAAUAAGAAACUGUUCCCGGAGUUGGUUGAAAUCCUAAAAUCUUCUGGGGCUGCCAUUCCACCUGAGCUUGCUAAUUCAAAGUAUAGUGUUGGAUCUUUCUCUAUUGGCAGGCAUCAGAAGAGAAGGAAGUAUGGAACUUGAAGUAGAUGUAUUUGCUUUAUAUCUUGUACC
Messenger RNA from Ipomoea triloba (trilobed morning glory), 1856 nucleotides. RefSeq names its product DEAD-box ATP-dependent RNA helicase 41. Gene Ontology annotation, molecular function: ATP binding; RNA binding; RNA helicase activity. The coding region runs from base 225 to 1826 and encodes 533 amino acids. The transcript has 2 exons. Lineage: Eukaryota; Viridiplantae; Streptophyta; Magnoliopsida; Solanales; Convolvulaceae. The record is from RefSeq and is a predicted model, not a curated record.